AUGGAGCAACCUGCCGUGACGAUAUGGAGGCCACCAAGAGUAUGCGAGGACUAUUGGAGCGAGUUCAGACACUGCAAAAGUCUCACACAUUUUUUUCACCACUACUAUGCCUACGGCACAACCCCAUCCUGCCAACAGUGGAAAGAGGACUACAACUACUGCAGAGAGUGGGAGAAACACAGGAGCAAAGAGGCCAAGGAAGCGCUGCAGAAAAGUGAGAGGAACAGACUGGCACAACAAAAAAACUUCAUCCCAGUGUGGGAACUGAGGCAGGAGCCUCCAAGUGACUGGCAUGCGCCCUUAAACCAGCAAAACAAACAGGACUCCUGA
Menidia menidia (Atlantic silverside) is the source of this 330-nucleotide messenger RNA. Lineage: Eukaryota; Metazoa; Chordata; Actinopteri; Atheriniformes; Atherinopsidae. The record is from the annotation of a GenBank genome assembly.